Pseudonaja textilis is the source of this 1024-nucleotide messenger RNA. The record is from RefSeq and is a predicted model, not a curated record. Lineage: Eukaryota; Metazoa; Chordata; Lepidosauria; Squamata; Elapidae.
CUGGAAUCCGAAUACCUCAAGAUCCCCGGGGAGCAGUCGGUCAGCGUGGUUUUUAUCAAGGAGAUCGAUGGCUACAGCUUCGUGGAGCUGGACGUGGGCUCCGAAAGGAACACCGACGAUGAGCAGAUCCGCGAGGUGCUUUUCUCUGUGGUGGCCAGCGGGUCCAUCGCCUCUUACCGCACCUCCCGCAGGGGAUUCCAGUUCCGACGCCUGGGAGCAGCCCAAACCCCGCCUCCCCCCAUCUCCGAGGCGCCGCCAGUCUCCCCACAGAUCCGGCCCUGCACGGAGGACGAGUUCUCUUGCCUGAGUGGAGAGUGCAUCACCCGCGAAUUCUUGUGCGACCGGCGGCCGGAUUGCCGCGACAUGUCGGACGAGCUGGACUGUGAUGAGCCCGAGCCCCCUGAGUGCGCCCAGCAAGAGUUUGCCUGCGACAGCGGUGAAUGCGUUCCCCGUGCAUUGCGUUGCAAUGGACAUCCCGAUUGCGGAGAUGCUUCUGACGAGGAUGGCUGCGAACUCGAGAAGCCUUUGUUGACCACCUCCUCCCCGGGGCCCAGCACUGCCCGGCUCCCUGCCACCCCAUCCCCCAUCACCACCCGUCGGGCGCCGGUCACCAAGCCUCCUCUGGUGGGGGUCUCCAGGCCCCCACUUGCCCCUGGAUCGCGCCCUUGCCAGAAAGAAGAGGCCACGUGCUCCGACGGGCAAUGCAUCCGCCGGGACUUCCUGUGCGACGGCGAGCGGGACUGCCCGGAUGGCAGCGACGAAUUGCAUUGCGGCACUCCCUCGCCCUGCGAACCCAAUGAGUUCCGAUGCCGGAACGGGCACUGCGCCCUCACGCUUUGGCGCUGCGACGGGGACAAUGACUGCGCCGACGGCUCUGACGAGCUGGACUGCCCCACCAAGGGCCCCGGAGACACCUGUGGCCCCGACCAAUUUGUCUGCCUCUCCAGCCACACCUGCAUCCCGGCCAGCUAUCAGUGCGACGAAGAGGCCGACUGCCAGGACCGCUCGGACGAGAUCGGCUGCA